AGGCAACUAGGAUGGCAGUGGGGUGGACAAGGAUGGGUAGGGGGUGAUGGUUGCCGUGAGGCUGCCCACCAUCACCCACAUCCCGUCCCCGCAGCCCAAGCAACCCCAAAGCAGCCUGAAGGAUGGUGAGGAGCUGGAGGAUGUGGCUGCCGUGCAGUUUCCCCCCCCCCGACAUGCUACUGCAUGUCAUCUCCUUCCUGACACUGCCCAACCUGCUGAGACUAGGCCAGACCUGCUGCUACCUCCACAAGGUGUGCAACAGUGAGGCUAUCUGGUGCCACCUCUGCAUCCCUCUCCACCCCGCCAUCGUCAGUGCCUGGCCCUGCAAGAGGGCGACCAUCCUCAACUGUGAGUCCCUGCCAUUGCCAAGGGAGGGGGUGGUGGCACUUUGUUGCCCAGCUGAUGACAAUGUCCCUGUUUCCUCCGCUCCGGACACCAAGGGGCUGUAACUCCAGAGCCUGGGCCGUCGCUGGCAGUGAGCACUGAUGGCCUCCAUCCUGUCUGCCCCCUCUCAUGGCUACCGCAAGCUGGUGCCUGCCCAGCAGCACCUUCUCCUCCUGGAUUAUAGCGGGACCCUCUUCUUCCUCCGCGACUCCGGCCGCUGGGCCUGCUGCUUCCAGGCCCUCUCCCGUGGCAUCAAGGAUGUACACCGACCCUUCGCACCCACCGUGGCAGUGUGCUCCCCCCAACCUGAUCUGUAUUUCCUGUAACCUUGCUCAAGUGAUAACCACCAGUGGCGAUCACAAUGGGUCCGUCUAGUCAUGUGGAUUUGGGGGAGACAGAUAACAACACAAUAGCCAAGGGCUAAUUUGAGCAAUGCGACCACCUAACUG
This is a messenger RNA of Aquila chrysaetos chrysaetos, 833 nucleotides long. RefSeq names its product F-box only protein 24-like. The record is from RefSeq and is a predicted model, not a curated record. The transcript is spliced from 2 exons. Lineage: Eukaryota; Metazoa; Chordata; Aves; Accipitriformes; Accipitridae. The coding region runs from base 123 to 449 and encodes 108 amino acids. Gene Ontology annotation, molecular function: protein binding.